AUUUACAGACAAGCAUGAAACGUGUACUGGCUGGGUUUUAUUGUCAUGCAGUGAAUGGUCAUGAGUAAACAGGCAAAAAAAGGCUUUAAACAGCAUUUCUUUUAGGAGUUCAGAGUAAAGUCAGCUUUGCUACUCAGUAUUUGUAUUUUCCCUCCUCCGAUUUAGCCUCUCUCCCUCUUGUACUUAAGUGAUGGAUGUCCAUUCCUCCCAUUCCUUUCUGUUCUCCCCGCUUUCUAGGAGAAAAAGACGUGAUCAUCCUCGGAGAUUUUAACCAGGCCCCGGACAGCAGCGACCACGACAUCCUGAGGAAGGAGAAGUUCCAUCACCUGGUCCCUUCCAGCACCUUCACCAACAUCAGCACGAAGAACCCGCAAGGGUCCAAGUCGCUGGAUAACAUCUGGAUCAGUCGGAGCCUGAAAAAGGUUUUCACAGGCCACUGGGCUGUGGUGCGAGAAGGUCUCACAAACCCGUGGAUCCCCGAUAACUGGUCGUGGGGUGGGGUGGCUUCGGACCACUGCCCCGUGCUCGCUGAAUUUUACCUGGAAAAGGACUGGAACAGGAAGGAGGUGACGCGGAACGGGAAUGGGGUGACGGUUGAACGCAACGACUCCCACGCUAAGCACGAACGAUGA
Messenger RNA from Eurypyga helias (sunbittern), 632 nucleotides. Its product is annotated as endonuclease/exonuclease/phosphatase family domain-containing protein 1-like. NCBI's taxonomy places the organism in Eukaryota, Metazoa, Chordata, Aves, Eurypygiformes, Eurypygidae. Bases 195 to 632 code for a protein of 145 amino acids. Gene Ontology annotation, molecular function: catalytic activity. The transcript is spliced from 2 exons. The record is from RefSeq and is a predicted model, not a curated record.